GCUUCCCUUUCCUUUUAGUGUACUGUGUGAAUCAGGUGCUUGUUCUCUUUUGUUGAGCUAAGGCUAUAUCGGCGACUUGCACCGUUAUUAUCAUCUCAUCUAACUUCAGUAUAUUUUAUGCAAGUAACAAACAUGAACACGAAAGCUGAACUUGCUUGCGUUUAUUCAACAUUAAUUCUUGUUGAUGAUGACGUCGCUGUAACUGGCGAAAAAAUUCAAACAAUAUUAAAAGCCGCCAAUGUUGAUGUAGAAUCAUAUUGGCCCGGCCUUUUUGCGAAGGCUUUAGAAGGAGUUAAUAUAAAAGAACUUAUAACAACUAUUGGAUCAGGAGUUGGAAGUGCACCAGCAGCAGCACCAGCAGUAGCUGCACCUGUUAGUACAGAAAGUGCACCUGCUAAGGAAGAGAAGAAGAAAGAAGAACCUGAAGUGGAAUCUGAUGAUGAUAUGGGCUUUGGGUUGUUCGAUUAAGCUCAAGGAUCAUAAUUUAUUGAUCUAUUUAUUUGUACAGUUGUAUUGUACACUAAAUAAAAUAAUUUUAAACUAAA
Molecule: messenger RNA, 545 nt
Organism: Eufriesea mexicana
Lineage: Eukaryota; Metazoa; Arthropoda; Insecta; Hymenoptera; Apidae
Gene: RpLP1
Product: ribosomal protein LP1
Exons: 4
Coding region: 118-468 (116 amino acids)
Biological process (GO): translational elongation; cytoplasmic translation
Cellular component (GO): cytosolic large ribosomal subunit; ribosome
Molecular function (GO): structural constituent of ribosome; ribonucleoprotein complex binding; protein kinase activator activity
Source: RefSeq, a predicted model, not a curated record